Penicillium odoratum is the source of this 1260-nucleotide messenger RNA. RefSeq lists its product as uncharacterized. The transcript has 2 exons. The record is from RefSeq and is a predicted model, not a curated record. NCBI's taxonomy places the organism in Eukaryota, Fungi, Ascomycota, Eurotiomycetes, Eurotiales, Aspergillaceae. The coding region runs from base 1 to 1260 and encodes 419 amino acids.
AUGGCAGGGUACAAGAAGCUUAACAGUUACUUCACACUCAAAAUCAGCGAGACCGCCAAGAUAGACGAGAUACUAUCCGACUGGAAUCAAUACAUAGCAGCUCUCAAGGAGCGAGCGGUACAAAUGAGGGACAGGCUGCUAAGUGAAACUGCGUACCAUAGUGCUGGGGCGCAUCAGGUGGGCGUUCAGACUUACAACAAGGUUAACACGCUAGAGAGUGAUAUAGAUAAGAUACAAUCGAUGCUAAAGGCUCUGGGGCCUGAAAUCAUGUACGAGUUGCAGAAGAGUCGACAGGAGCUUUUACGUCUCUUUGAGACUAAGUAUCUGGGAGCACAAGCGCAAACCCUUCUCUUGCAGGGAUGGAAAGAUUUAGGGUUCACGGCUGGUUUCCCCGGUGGCACUGAAAUUUAUGGCCUGCAAGAUGAAUCCAGCUGUGAGCUCCAGGAGCUCGGUUGCUCACAACCAUAUAGACAAGCCGUGCAGAGUGAACCAUGCACGACCAUCACACCGCUAGAGCUUCUGGGUCUUCUUAGAGUGGGACCAUCCGCAGCUCUAGAUGCUUUGGAAUUAAUUCUACAGCAGUCCGUCAAAAAACCCGAUUUAUCACUCCGGAAAGUUUCGUGGCUCAAUCGGAUGGAAGAGUUUCGCGCCUGGUGUCACAAUCCUUGGUCAUCGCUCCUCUUGGUCGAGGGAUUCCUCGACACUUCACCCUCAGAACGGAUCUCGGCCCUAUCCAUUUUUAACGCAAGCUUCAUACUCAAUAUCGCCUCGAAUCCCUCUUAUAUUACAUUGUUCUUCUUCGCCGGGCUCUACGACUGUACGGGCGCGAGUCGAAAUGCGGAGUUCAUCGGUCCAUGCGGACUCGUUCGCAGCUUGAUUGCUCAAUUGCUCGCCCAUGAAAGCCUUCCUCCACUCGACCUUGGCUUUGUCACGUCGGAGGGAAUCGAAGCAUGUCAACAUAACAACCUUUUGGCUCUGUGCGAGCUAUUCAGGCGCCUCAUCCUCCAAAUCCCCACGGAUAUGCAGGUCUUUUGCAUUCUAGAUGGACUGGUAGUCUACGAGUGUGAACCCCGAUGGAGCGCGGAUAUCGAUUACGUGGCAUCCCUCUUGGAGACACUGGCUGGCAGCACGGGGAUUGAGGGAACACCUGUGGUCAAGACAAUGCUAACGUUCGUCAAUCGAAGCUUGCAGAUCUCAAAGCGGGUCAGUAAGCUGCCAGAUCUCUGGAUACACAUUCCGCUGGUGGGUCGCCGGAUGUAG